This is a messenger RNA of Penicillium lagena, 372 nucleotides long. RefSeq lists its product as uncharacterized. The transcript is spliced from 3 exons. Lineage: Eukaryota; Fungi; Ascomycota; Eurotiomycetes; Eurotiales; Aspergillaceae. The record is from RefSeq and is a predicted model, not a curated record. Bases 1 to 372 code for a protein of 123 amino acids.
AUGGUUACUACACUGCUGCAUCUGAUCUGGACCCUCUCGACCCUUCCCCCAGCGAAUUCUCCAGACCACCAUAGACGUGGAUUGUCCCGUGUGGCUGGACUUCUUCUAUGGCGGGUCUGUCUCAAUUCCAGACGGUUCACCACUUGUAUUCGCGAAUCCCUCAUCACAACCUGCGCAGGACGCAGCAGUUUAUCAAGGAGUUUUUAUGAGGAUAUGAAUAUUUCCAACAAGGAAGUUAUUGAUCGACUUGGGGAUAUUGCUAACCAGGUGAGGAACUUGGAGUGUCGAAAGGUGUGUGCAGAUCAGGGUAUCUUCGCAGGUUACCAUCAUUCGCACUCAAAAUGCGCACUCCCCUGUGAAAUGACUUUAUAA